AUGGGCGGUCCCGUAGGCGCCUCUCGCUCGGAGGAUGAGUCGAGAUUUAAGACGAUCCCGAACAACACUCACCGGAACUGGUGGAGUGACCCAGAUGAUGGAAGCCUGUUUAAUGGUCUGCAGAGCAUCGACGCCUGGCAGGAGCACUUUGGCCAUCCAACCAGUAACAUCUUGGGCUUGAUGAAUUCCGCGGGAUUCCUACCCGGCCUUAUAGUCUGUUGGCUUUCAGACUGGCUAGGUUCGCACUAUGGUCGGCGCAUAACUGUUUGGCUCGGCUCUGCCAUCUCCAUUGUUGGCGGCCUCAUCAUUGCUCUCGCCAACGGCCGCGGCAUGUUCAUUGCUGGUCGAGCUGUCCUGGGUAUUGGCGUCCAGGGGACUCUAGUCACGGCACCCUCCCUUCUUCAAGAGAUUGCUCACCCGCGCUACCGAGCUAAGAUCUCUGGAUUCUAUAUGAGCAUCUACUAUCUGGCGGCCAUCAUCUCUGCCUGCGUCUGCAGGGGAACACUCAACCUGGCUGGCAACCAGGCUUGGAGGAUCCCUUGCUACCUUCAAGUGGUUGGCCCUGCAUUCGUCAUCCUGACCACCCUGAACUGUCCCGAGUCUCCUAGGUGGCUCGUCAAGAAAGGUAAGGAGAAGGAAGCCCGUGACAUCUUGGUCAAGUACCACGCCAAUGGCAAGGAAGAUGAUGAAUUGGUCGAGUACGAGUUCCAGGAAAUCGUCGUUGCCCUGAGCGAAGAAGAAGCCAACUCGCAGACAAAGUAUACCGACUAUCUAAAGAGCCCUGGUAACCGACGCCGUCUCCUGAUUAUUAUUGUCGUCUCUCUCGGCACAAACUGGGUUGGAAACGGGAUUAUCGGUUACUACCUUGCCCCGAUUCUGAGGACUCUUGGUAUCGACUCUACGGAUCAGCAGCUGCAGAUCCUCAUCGGACUUCAAGUCUGGAAUUGUGGUCCUUCUGCCUCCGGCGCUGCUUUGGGUAUCGAUAAAUUUGGUCGCCGUCCGUUAUGGCUCACUUCUACUACUGGCAUGUGCCUCUCGCUUUGCGUUGUCAUGGGGCUGUCGGCAGGAUACGAUAAGACUGGGACAAAGGCUUUAGGCACCGCUGUCAUCCCGUUCCUCUUCCUCUUCUACGGUUUCUAUGAUAUCGCAUGGACGCCUCUAUCCUACUCAUACCCCAUUGAGAUCUUGACCUUCUCUCUCAGGACAAAGGGCCAGGCCAUUUUCGUUUUUAUGCAGACCUUGGGUAUGGCGACGAACCUUUGGGUUAAUCCAAUCGCGCUGGAAGCUAUCUCGUGGAAGUAUUACGCUGUUUACAUCGCGGUAGAUUUCGCCUUGAUUUUCUUAAUCUACUUCACGUUCCCCGAGACCAAGAACCGCACCAUUGAGGAGAUUGCCAUUAUUUUCGACUCUCAUCAAGCCACGGAACUUACUGGUAUCAUGAAAGGCAAGGAUAUGGGCCCGCAAGAGGAGCAAAUUGAGGGUAGCGGAGCUGCCAUUGACAGUUCUUCGGCAAAGGCGAGCCAUUAA
Parascedosporium putredinis is the source of this 1527-nucleotide messenger RNA. Lineage: Eukaryota; Fungi; Ascomycota; Sordariomycetes; Microascales; Microascaceae. The record is from the annotation of a GenBank genome assembly.